AUGGUGUCCCUAUUCGGUGUCAAUUUCCACGAGGCCAAGCUUGUCCAGAAAGCCCUCCAACACUUCUAUGCCCUCGGUCCUCAGACUGCGACCCGGAUCAUGGCCAAGCACUCCAUCCACCCCAGAGCCAAGAUUGGCACGCUGUCGCCCAAGACCGUCACAGCCCUGACAGCCGAGUUAUCAACCAUGGUGAUAGAAAGCGAUGCGCGAAAGAUUAUCCAGGAUAACAUCAAACGGUUACGUGACAUGGGAACAUACCGCGGCAGAAGACACGCCAUGAACCUGCCCGUCCGCGGCCAACGGACAAGAAACCAGAACAUGACCGCCAUCAAGCUCAACAGAGUCGAGCGCAAGGGGUAGAACUUUAUAUAGGAUUUAGAGAGUGGAAGGGGAGACAAGAAACCAUUGGCGCGGCGUUAGAGGUUAUCCCGGAGUGCAGGAGCUGGAAGAAACCAACAGCCUGGGCCCGGAAAAGAAAUCUGUGUUUCUAGUGUACAAUACAACAAGCAAUGAACAAACAAAAAAAGAACAAAAAAAAAAAAAAAAACCCACUGAUAAUCACCACA
Molecule: messenger RNA, 566 nt
Organism: Podospora pseudocomata
Lineage: Eukaryota; Fungi; Ascomycota; Sordariomycetes; Sordariales; Podosporaceae
Exons: 3
Coding region: 1-360 (119 amino acids)
Biological process (GO): translation
Cellular component (GO): mitochondrion; small ribosomal subunit; ribosome
Molecular function (GO): RNA binding; structural constituent of ribosome
Source: RefSeq, a predicted model, not a curated record